Messenger RNA from Theobroma cacao (cacao), 1592 nucleotides. Its product is annotated as S-adenosylmethionine decarboxylase proenzyme. The record is from RefSeq and is a predicted model, not a curated record. Gene Ontology annotation, cellular component: cytosol. Gene Ontology annotation, biological process: spermine biosynthetic process; spermidine biosynthetic process. Gene Ontology annotation, molecular function: adenosylmethionine decarboxylase activity. NCBI's taxonomy places the organism in Eukaryota, Viridiplantae, Streptophyta, Magnoliopsida, Malvales, Malvaceae.
AUCACACUGCAAAUACUCUAGUCUGUUUCCUUCCUUACCUCUUUAUUCUCUCAUUCUUCCUUCUUGCAAUACCAGUUGUUUCUUUUUAAGCCAAGAUGGCCUUCCCUGUCUCUGCAAUUGGAUUUGAAGGCUAUGAAAAGAGGCUCGAGGUGUCAUUUUUUGACCCUGGUUCAUUUGUUGAUCCUCGAGGGAUGGGCCUUCGCUCCUUAUCCAAAAUACAAUUGGAUGAAAUCCUGAAACCAGCUGAAUGCACAAUCGUUUCUUCACUGUCAAACGAUCAUGUUGAUUCAUAUGUUCUUUCUGAAUCAAGCCUCUUUGUCUACCCUUACAAAAUCAUCAUCAAGACUUGUGGGACUACAAAAUUGCUUCUUUCGAUCCCUGCCAUUCUGAGGUUUGCUAACAACCUUUCACUUUCUGUACGGUCUGUGAGGUACACUCAUGGGAGCUUCAUAUUUCCUGGGGCUCAACCAUUUCCACAUCGUAACUUCUCUGAGGAAGUAGCGAUCCUUGAUCGCUUUUUUCUUAAGCUUGGUUCUCGUAGGAAGGCUUAUAUUAUGGGUAGUUCUGAUAAAACAAAGAAAUGGCAUGUUUAUUCAGCUUAUGCAGAAAGGAGUGGUCAUUCAGAUCCAGUUUAUACUUUAGAAAUGUGCAUGACUGGUUUGGACAAGAAGAAGGCAUCUGUCUUCUACAAAACACAUGUAAGUUCAGCAGUGUUGAUGACUGAGCAUUCAGGUAUUAGGGAGAUUCUUCCACAGUCCCAGAUAUGUGAUUUUGAGUUUGACCCUUGUGGUUACUCCAUGAAUUCAAUUGAAAAGGAUGCAAUAUCAACAAUUCAUGUCACUCCAGAAGACGGUUUCAGUUAUGCAAGUUUUGAGGCAGCCGGUUAUGAUUUUGAGACCGUGAAAUUGAAUCAGCUGAUUGAGAGAGUUUUAGCUUGUUUCAGGCCAACUGAGUUCUCUGUAUCUUUGCAUGCUGACGUCAAUGGAGAUGUACUUGAUCAUAGGAUCCCUCUUGAUGUGAAUGGGUACUGUUGUGAAGAAAGGAGAUUUGAUGUGCUUGGGAACGGCAGUUCAGUCAUUUACUACAGCUUUAUUGGUGCUGAUGUCUGUGUGUCGCCUAGGUCUAUUCUGAAAUGUUGCUGGAGUGAGGAUGAGAAGGAUGAGGAAGUUGGAUUUCGACCUGUUCCAUACCAUCUGAGUGCUCUAUAGCUUUGGAUACUGGACAUUGUAGGGGUGAACCAUGAGUCCAAGAGUCAAUGUGUUUGAAUGCAUACUGUUAUGGAAAAAAGAGCUCCUGGAGUGCUGCUAAAGUAAGGAUGAGAAGGAUGAGGAUGUUGAACUGAAAUUAUUUUUAGUUUAUAUAUUUGUUUCUGUUGUUUUUCUAUAAUAAAUGUUGUGGGGUUAUGUGCAGAGGAGGCGAACAGCUUAAGGAUUUAUCUACGCAUUUGACAGUUAUUUUGGAAAUGAUUUGGGUGCUAGAUAUCACUGGAGCUUAAUUUAAAUAAAGUGUGCUAUUUGUGCUACUAAAAUUUUCAUUGCAUUUAUUUAGCAUCACAAUUAUUAUCUUAUAAUUUGACCUUUUUCUUACUUUGA